GGUCGGGAUCACGGACGAGAACCUGGCGUACUGGCAGCUCACGGCCAACCCCAGCGAGCUCGAGGAGGCGUCGCAGCUGCGGCCGAGCCAGCGACUCGCUGUGCGGCACAUCAGGAACCUGGCGAGGGAGAGCCACGCCAAGGCCCUGCCCGAGCUGAAGAACAGGGUGACCAGACUUGGCUUCACGGAGGUGGACGUGAAUCACCGAACGCGUGUCGCCGAGGGUAGCCUCCAAAGGGGGGCUGUGCGUGCGCGCCCGGGAGCCUUGUCGGCGGAGGUUGACCUGCACAUGGCCCUGGCCUGGGUCCGCGAGUUGGCGCCGAUGAUCGUCCACGUCAACCUGGAGAAGCUCGGCGAGUUCCUCCUCAAGGACUCGCACUACCGGAACCAGUUCGAGACGAACAGUUCCGGCGGCCUGCUGAAGCCGGCGGCGCGCGUCAAGUGGGAGCGGGGCCUCUUCGGCACGGCCUACAACGAGGAGACCCCUGGCAGCGAGCGCCCGAAGUACGGCGUGCAGAACAGCUUCGGAGGGGGGCCUGUCGGGAAAGCGGAGGCGGCAGCUGUCCGUAUAUGGGUCUCCCGUAAUUCCGAAUUAUGAGAAACCCAUCUCAGGAGGGAACGGAACACACAGACACAAUUAAUCGUCGACUCCCAGGAAAGUGUGGGAAUACAUGGGAUGUGGGGGGA
Molecule: messenger RNA, 687 nt
Organism: Prorocentrum cordatum
Lineage: Eukaryota; Dinophyceae; Prorocentrales; Prorocentraceae
Source: the annotation of a GenBank genome assembly